Messenger RNA from Papaver somniferum (opium poppy), 1813 nucleotides. RefSeq lists its product as uncharacterized. Lineage: Eukaryota; Viridiplantae; Streptophyta; Magnoliopsida; Ranunculales; Papaveraceae. The coding region runs from base 37 to 1167 and encodes 376 amino acids. The transcript has 2 exons. The record is from RefSeq and is a predicted model, not a curated record.
GGUGAUGGUCAGGGCAAGCGCGGUGAGUAUAAUCACAUGACUAGUAGGGAAUGGACAGUGGUGUCCAGAAGGACUCGGGAAAAUGGGCAGAGCAGCAGUCGACAGGGUGGUUCAAUGACCAAAGGGUCAUUUGCUGAGAAUUCAAACAGUUUCGCGUCCCUUCAUAAUGUUGAUAAUGACGACAUUAAUGAGAUAAUUGAUAAUCGUAGCAAGGAGAAUGGAGAGAUUGGCUCUCAAGAGGUAAUUAUGAGAGGAGUGGAAAGUUCCACUAAGCAUACUUAUGCUAGCAAUAAUGAUCAGUUACAAAAAAACAAUCGUAAAGAUGGUAAAUCUCAACAGGCUAAGGGAUUCGUUUCUCAUGCAAUGGGAGUUACAGGAAAAGGAAUCAUUCAAAAUAAUGAGGGAAGUAAUGAGAGGAAUGAACCAUUGGUUUUCAAGGCUAAAGCAAAUAUAAAUAGAGAUACGAACAGUAAGUCUGGAAAGAAACUUACUACAGUUGAAGAAAGUAAUGGAUCAUCAAACCGAACUCCUCAACAUCUUUUCACAAGAGUCGCAGGUGCAAUUAGUGGAGGAGUGGAUGGUAGAGGAUAUUCUGGUGAACCAAGCUCAUCCAGAGUUGGCAGCAAUGGAGGCAGACUUAAUGGAGGUGAUAUUCGACCAAAUAUCGGUGGGGGGUCAACUUCAACAGCUGGUGGAGGAAAUAGAAGUGCUGCACCAACGGAUGGAUUCCAUGCUACCAAAUCUGGUGCACUUACCAAACCAAGUGAAUUUGGAUGGAAUAGAGGAGAAGGUGAACAGAAUCUUAAGGCCCAUAAAGCUUUCCAACUCCAAUUGGAAUCAUCUAGCACCAAAGGAGUUUCUAAGAGAAGAGAGGGAAGAGGCAAGUGCCACUCAAAGAAUUGGUUAGAAGCAACAAGGCUGGAAAUGAUACUAGCACCAUUGGUGGAGACCCCAGCCCUAGUAAGAGGACCAAAAGGUUUGUGGCGGAUCGAGAUGGAUAUCACUACCUGUUUGGACUUGGAUGUUCCCCUAAUCCUCACUCAAGCUUCCUACCUAAGUAUUUUCUUCCAAUUACUUACCCUGUGGCUCCCAGUUGGUGCUUCCAGAAGAAAUGUAGGAGUAUGGGACAUGGUGGUAGAGAGAAUGGCGAAGAAGCUGGCACCAUGAAAGCGAAAGUUCUUGUCAAAAGUUGUUAGGCUUACUUUAAUAAGAACCUCUAUAGAGAGUAGGCCUAUAUGUAUAUGCCUUUAUUGAAGAUGGUAGCGGCAGUAGAGAACAAGAUUACUAUGCUAAUGAGAUUUUUUGUGGGAAUUUGAUGCAAAUAAGUGAAGAGUGUGUUUAGUUUCAUGAAAUGUGAUUUGUAAACCCAAGAUGCAAGGAGGGUCAGGGGCUAAAAACUUGAAAUUGGUUAACAAGUCUUUUAGUGAUUAUGGAGAUACUCUAAGGAAAUAAAUGCUUAAUGGAGGAGAAUUAUGCUGGAGAAGAAUAAGGAUAGUGAUGAUUAUAUCCUUCCAGCUGAGCCGAGCAUGGCGAUUGGAAGCAUUACUCGGUCAAACUCACAAGUGUUGCUAUCUCAAGCUUGUUAUCAAAUUUAGUUGUCAAAACUAUAUCUUGAUUUCUAGUAUACAAUUAGUUAAGUCUCGGACUGGGAUAAAAACAUGGUUGAGAAACAAAGGAUUACAACAGUCAUCAUUACGUUCUACCAUUUGAGGAGAAGAUCAACCGAAGAUUUUGGAUAACUUCAUCAAAAAAAAGGUAAUGAAUUGGACAUGUGUGAAAAUUUCAAAUCAAUCGCGAUGGAUUGGAUGCGUGC